Messenger RNA from Diabrotica virgifera virgifera (western corn rootworm), 945 nucleotides. Its product is annotated as zinc finger BED domain-containing protein 4-like. NCBI's taxonomy places the organism in Eukaryota, Metazoa, Arthropoda, Insecta, Coleoptera, Chrysomelidae. The coding region runs from base 1 to 945 and encodes 314 amino acids. The transcript has a single exon. The record is from RefSeq and is a predicted model, not a curated record. Gene Ontology annotation, molecular function: protein dimerization activity.
AUGGAGCAGGAACGAGAGGGCAAGUUAGAGGGUGAAGUGAAGCUUUUGGUACAAUCCGUACCAACCAGAUGGAAUUCUGUCUACCAUAUGCUUAAAAGAUUCACACUAAUGUCCCCAUAUAUAGCUGCAAUAUUGGUAGAUCCCUCGGUUAAAAAAGCACCAAGGAUGAUUUCUGGUUCAGACAUAAAACUAAUCACUGAAAUUGUAACCAUUUUAUCGCCUUUCAAUGAGGCCACAAAGGAGAUCUCGGGUUCGCAGUACAUUACUGCUAGCCUUGUAAUCCCCCUUGUGUCUAUUAUGGAAAGAUCUUUAAAAAACCUCAAGUCAAACCUUAGUACAGCCCAAAAUUUAUGCCAAAAGCUUAUAACUAGCCUUAAAGAGAGGGGCACUAAGCUUCUACGAAACCCCCUGCUUUGCCACGCUACAAUCACGGACCCGACGUUCAAAAAACUAUGUCUGAAUCCGUCUAUAGCGGAGACAGUCACAUCCAAUUUAGGCUCGGAAGUUAGGACGUACCUUACAGAAAUCGUAAAACUUUCUCCUUCCUGCUCCUUCCAGAAUGAAGAAGCCAAAGUGAGUUUAAAAUCAAACCCUCUUUGGUCUUCACACGAUCUGGAGUUGGUGAACCGUGGUUCCAGUUCAAGUUCUCAGGACACACGGAUUCAAAGUUCUUUUCCAAAUGAACUGACUCUAUAUCUGCAGCAGCCUUUGCUGCCGAGAUUGAGUGAUCCGUUUGCAUUCUGGGAGCAGAACAGAACCUGUAUGCCAGGCUUGGCUUUUAUAGAUAAAAAAUACAUGUCGUUGGUCGGAAGUUCGGUGGCAUCAAAGAGAUUGGUGUCAUCAUUGAAUGAUAUUGUGUCAGAUGAGAGAAACCGCUUAACCGACCAACAUAUAUAUGAACGAGUUUUUCUCAAUAGGCUUCAUGAAAAAUACUGGCCAGCAUAA